AUGGCCGAACAGGACGCGCCGAUGUAUCCUCCUACCCCGAAACCUGUCAAGGGAGAGUCGCUGGAUGGUCACGAUGCUGUGUGGCCCGUACAUAUCGAAGUACGCGUCUUGCCCGACGCGAGCGUGCGGCUGGACACGGUCCGGAACGCCGUGCACGCCUUCGUCACCUCUUCGUACGAAACGCUGUUUCUGCCCUCCACGCUCGAAGGCUGGCAAGACGUCCCCCUGCUGUCGACCUCAAUCCACCGCAUCCGCGCCUGCGAGUCUCCCUGCCCAACAUCACCACUCCCCAUCGCACAAGCCGCGUUACAAGUGCACGUGUACCAGCCGACAGAGGCCGAUGCGUUUGAAGAGUUCUCGAGUGGGGGUGGAGAAGAGGGCGAGGAGGUGAUGGCUGCUGCGGUGCUCGAGCUGCCCAGUGUGCUGUUGGACGGGCUGUGGGAUAGCUUGAUCUUCCCGGACGAUACGAAGCAGAAGUUGCUAGAUUAUAUCUAUGCGACGGUGCUGUUCAGUGAUGCGGGCGUGGACUUUAAUGUAGUAUCCUGGAAUCGCGUAGUGCUUUUGCAUGGGCCGCCAGGGACGGGCAAGACAUCGUUAUGUCGCGCUCUCGCGCAGAAGCUCUCCAUAAGACUCUCGCAUAGGUAUCCGCAAACACGACUACUAGAAAUCAACUCUCACUCGCUCUUCUCCCGCUGGUUCUCCGAGUCCGGGAAGCUCGUUCAGAGGCUCUUCAGCAGCGUCAUGGAGCUGGUCGAGGACGAGCAUACGUUUGUCGUGGUCCUCAUAGACGAAGUCGAGUCGUUGACUGCUGCUCGCGCCGGAGCGAUGGCGGGCACAGAGCCAUCCGAUGCUUUGAGGGUGGUGAAUGCUCUUCUCACGCAACUGGACAAGCUACGGCACAAGAAGAACGUCCUUGUCGUCUCGACGAGCAACUUGGCGAAAGCCAUCGACUCGGCCUUCGUAGACCGCGCGGAUAUCGUGCAGUACAUCGACCUCCCACCACGAGAGGCCAUCUACGAGAUCCUGCGGACAUGCCUUGUAGAACUUGUACAGAAAGGCGUGAUCAGUGAUGUGGAAGUCCCGGUUCUGGAAGACGCCCUACGAUACGAAAGAAGCGCACCAUCCGCCGCUUCAAUCUCCACCGCAACAUUGAGCGAACGCGAACGCACGAAGCUCGUCGCAGUGCGUCUACUGGGGCUUUCGCAGAAGUGCAGGGACAUGAAAAUGUCCGGCCGCGCACUUCGGCGCUUACCCGUUCUCGCGCAUGCGCGAUACAUCGGCCACGCAUUCUCUGCCGUGCCGUCUACAGGAGGUGCGCCAGGUGCGGGUGGUAUGGCCAUACGCGUCGAAGUCUGGCUGUCGGCCAUGGAGCGCGUUCUGUACAACCACGCCGACGAAAUUGCUCGGUUCGAGAAAUGA
This is a messenger RNA of Peniophora sp. CBMAI 1063, 1419 nucleotides long. The record is from the annotation of a GenBank genome assembly. NCBI's taxonomy places the organism in Eukaryota, Fungi, Basidiomycota, Agaricomycetes, Russulales, Peniophoraceae.